AUGGCGCGGCCUACCUGCAUCCAAGUUAACAGCGACAGGCGCCUCGGGUCUGCUCGCUUGCGCUUGCGGUCUUCCGCCUCUCUUCGGCUUCCUCGCCCGCCGGCGCCGUCGUGUCUCCUUCAGCCUUCACGCUCGCGCCCUUCUGUUUGCUCCGCGUCUGCCUCAAGUUCACGGCCCCCCUCUGCUUCUUCGCCCUUCGGCGUCUCCGCUUCACUCGCCAGCGCCUCUCUUCUCGCCUCGGCGGUGUCUCAGCUUCGCUCUCUCUGCGUGCCUUCCGCGGCCUGCUUUCUCUCCGCAUCCUCCGCGCCUUCUUCGGCUGCCUUCUCGCCUUCCCCUCGUUCUUCUAGCCGAUGGGUGACAGUCUCUCCACGGGACCACGCUGCUCGCGCGUUCGCGUGUGCCCUCAGCUCGGCGCCGAGAAGAGGCGAACUGGAGGGCAGCGAGCGAGCUGCUGCAGAGAGGCUCUGCCCGCCGAGAAACUGCGGCGACGAGGCGCCGGACUGCGAGCCGAGCCGUGAACAGCCGGAAGUCCUUCUGCUGCAUGUCCUGUUCAAAGGCGGGCCUCGGGGGCACGUCAAGGGCAUGAGGAAGAAGACGAAAGAAGAGAUCCUCUGGGAAGCGCGCGAGGCGAUCUGCCUCGCGCGCGCGGCCAGCUGGCGAGUCGUUCCGGGCCCUGGGUCUCUUGCAGCAGGCGGGCGAGACGGCUGGCAGUGGGCGCUGUGGGAAGAGCGCGACGAGUGCGACGAGGAGGACGAAACUCUGGAGUGCGCGCGCUCGUCACCGCCUUCAGAUCUGUCGAAUGCUGCGCGUCCCGAUCCGGCCUCGGCGCCGACGGAGGCCAUGCCCACCGGCCCUGGAGUCCCGGAGCUCGGAGCGGCGCUCUCGGCGUCUGCGCGUCCCCUCGAGGGGGGUCGUUCCUCGGCUGACUCGGUCGGUUUUCCAGCUUCUGGUGAGCAGCCUUCAUCGCAGGACGGCGUGGCUGUAGCGACGACCGGCCGGCCCUCGGCGCACAGAGGCGCCGCAGAGGCCUCGCGCGACGGCGAAGGCGAAGGCGAGGGCGAAGCGGAGCUUUCGUGCGCGGGGGUCACGCGGAGAGAGAGCGAAGCCAAGCGGCGACGCUUCAAAGAAGAAGACGAGGAGAUUGCACUUGCAGAGAGCUGCGUCGUCGUGGUGCGGCAGGAAAGCCCGCAGUUCCUCUUUGGGAAGGGCAAGGUAGGCGUGUGUCUCUUUCGGAUGUGGGGCGUUUCUUUGAAGAGCUCCGAUCCGACAGUUGAGUACAUCCCGUUGCUCUGCGGAGCCUCGUCAUCUGAGUCUUUCCUCAUGCGGCUCCAGACUGGGCGGCUCUCUGCGCCUCGCCUCCCCCUGCAGUUUCGGGGCGCACUCUUGUUUUUGUCGGGCGCCCUUCAGCUUCAGGAGCUCGUUUCCUUCUUCGGCAGGCGACCCACGCCGUUUGUGUUCAUCAACUGCAGCAGCGCGUUCACGUCCGUGCCUCUCCCUGAGAGCUUAGCGGAGAGUUACGCCGAAGGCGGUCGCUCGCCGGAUUCGCCAUCUGAGCGCGACGGGGCCGCAGGGCAGCAGGCCUCCUCCGCCGCGUCUCCGCUUCUCCACGGGCAGUAUGGCUACUACAGCCGGAACCGGACGAUCGCGGGGCGGCUGAUGAUGAGCUCGAGCACAGACAAGUCGAGCGCAGGGCUGCGGCCGGUUCAGCUUGAGUACCUUCAACAGGCCUUCGAGGCUUCGCUGGCGGGCGCCGCGGCCUCGUUCGACGAGCUGCGCCGGCGCGAGCGCGCGCGAGGCUGUUUCCUCCCUGCCUGUUCGGCCUCGCUCGCCAGAUACAACUUCCUGCUGCCCUCCAGCGGCGCCGAGCCCGCCGCGGACUGGGCGCAGACCGACGACGACGAGGCGACUGCCGCCGCUGGCGCGGAGGCGUGGAGGGGGGAGGGCGCAGACGACGCGGCCGAAGGCGAGGCAGGAGGCGAAGAAAGCGACGGAGAAGACCUGGAGGAGGCCAACACGCGGAUUCUGGAGUGGCUCAAAAGACGAGAGAAAGUGCAGGUCGUCGACCGCCAACGAGUGAUUCUCGAAAUCUUCACGACGCAAGCGCGAAACAAAAAAGCGAUGCUUCAGGUGGCGCUGGCUCGGGUCGCCUAUCUUCGCUCGCGUCUGCUGUCGGGCUCAGAAGUCCGCCGGCGACAGCUGUACGAACUCAUAUACGGCGCCGCGAAGAUUCGAGGCUGCGCCCCUGGCGCUGAGGUUUCGCAGUGGCUCGGGGAGGUGACUGAGCAAUACGUGCCUUCGCCGCGGGGCCCCAAGGAAGACUUUGAGCGCCAGUACGUCGACUCCAUUAUGAAGCGCCUGCGGAGCGGAAUCGCACGGGAAGCGGCGACUCUGGCUUACCAGCGUCGAAACCGCUCGGGGUUGCCCUGUCUGGCGUUCGUUGGAUACACCAACGCGGGGAAGUCGAGGCUGAUCAACGCGCUCACCAAGGACGGGCAGCUGCAGAGCGCGGACCGGCUCUUCUGCACGCUGGACACGAAGAUGAAGCAUCUGCGGCUGCCGAACGGCGCCAAGUGUGUCGUCAUGGACUCCAUCGGCUUCAUCCAGGGCCUGCCUUUGUCCCUUUGCGGGGCCUUUCAAUCCACGCUGGAUGAGCUGCAGCACGCGGACCUGCUUCUGCAUGUCGUGGAUGUGAGCCACCCGAUGUGGCAGCACCAGCGGCGCGUGGUGCUUCAGGCACUGUAUCAGAACGCAAAAACCGUGGAGGCGAAGCAAGAAAAGCGCCCUGGCUUCGAGGAGCACGUGAAGGCCCAGCGACGCGAGCUGCUGCGCCAGCAGCUGCAGACGCCGCUGCCUGCGCUCUCGCGCUUCCUGGGCGAGAGCGCAGGCCCACGAGGCGACAGCGGGCGCAAUCACGCCGGCGCCGAGGGCGAGGACGACUCGGGCGGAGACGGCUCGCCCCGCACAGACGCGGAAGCCAGGAUGGAGACGCUGCUGCACGCGGUCGAUGCCGAGCAGGCGUUUGAGGAGACGAAACUCGUCGAGAGAGUAAUGGGUGGGAAAACGCGCAUCCUCGAAGUCUGGACGAAGGUCGACCUUGUGGAAAGCGACGCGCGCAUGGAGGCCAUCGCCCGCAUGGCGCCGCCGAACGCGGUUCUCGUCAGCGCCAAAGACGGCACGGGGCUCAGGUUCCUCACACAUAUGCUGGAAGAAGCGGUCGCCGCAACGGGCCGCGGACGGCGUGUCCGCCUCGCGCGCGUGCAGUUUCCGGUUGAGCACUCGCGCGGAGUUUUCGCCUUCAUCAGCCAAAACUGCCACGAGGCAGAUUUCGAAAUCACCUGCGCCUCUGAUGAGACCGAUGAAAAGAAUCCGAAAGGUGUCUCCCCGCGAAGCGCCUAUCUGGCCCCCCGAACCAUGAGCGUCCACGUCCGCGCGAGUGCGGAGCAGCUGCGGCAGCUGCUGAAGAAGUUCCCGGCGUGCGCCAUCCGCCUCGUGGACGAAGAAAAGUCGCCGCCGUCGCUCGGCAACCCGAAGAAGACAGACUAG
Molecule: messenger RNA, 3543 nt
Organism: Besnoitia besnoiti
Lineage: Eukaryota; Apicomplexa; Conoidasida; Eucoccidiorida; Sarcocystidae
Exons: 11
Coding region: 1-3543 (1180 amino acids)
Cellular component (GO): cytoplasm
Molecular function (GO): ribosome binding; GTP binding
Source: RefSeq, a predicted model, not a curated record